AUGUCGGCUCUCCCUCACAGGAAACAGACAGCUGAGACCCUGCUGUCUCUGUCGCCGGCUGAAACUGCCAAGCUCAAAGAAGGAAUCAACUUUUUUAGGAAUAAGACUACUGGCAAAGAGUAUAUCAUUUACAAGGCGAAGGGUCACAUCAAGGCGUGCAAGAACCUGUGCAAGCACCAGGGAGGUCUGUUCAUCAAAGACAUCGAAGAUUUGGAUGCAAGGACCGUUAAAUGCACAAAGCACAACUGGAAGUUAGAUGUGAGCACCAUGAAGUACACCAACCCUCCAGGGAGCUUCUGUCAGGACGAGCUGGUUGUCGAAAUGGAUGAAAACAAUGGACUUCUCCUUGUAGAACUGAAUCCUCCUAAUCCUUGGGACUCUGAUCCCAGGGCUCCUGAAGAGUUGGCUUUUGGGGAAGUACAGGUAACAUAUCUCACUCAUGCCUGCAUGGACCUCAAGCUGGGAGACAAGCGGAUGGUGUUUGACCCUUGGUUAACUGGCCCUGCUUUUGCUCGAGGAUGGUGGCUGCUACACGAGCCUCCAUCUGACUGGCUGGAGAGGCUGUGCAAAGCAGACCUCAUUUACAUCAGUCACAUGCACUCAGACCACCUGAGCUAUCCUACUCUGAAGCUGCUUUCCCAGAGGCGACCAGACAUUCCCAUUUAUGUUGGUGACACAGAAAGGCCUGUGUUUUGGAAUCUUGACCAGAGUGGUGUCCGGUUAACUAACAUCAAUGUGGUACCGUUUGGACUAUGGCAACAGGUAGACAGCAAUCUCCGGUUCAUGAUCUUGAUGGAUGGCGUUCAUCCUGAGAUGGACACAUGCAUUAUCGUGGAGUACAAAGGUCAUAAAAUACUCAACACCGUGGACUGCACCAGACCCAAUGGGGGAAGGCUGCCUGAGAAAGUUGCUCUAAUGAUGAGUGAUUUUGCUGGAGGAGCAUCAGGCUUUCCAAUGACCUUCAGUGGUGGAAAAUUUACCGAGGAAUGGAAAGCCCAGUUCAUUAAGGCGGAAAGAAGAAAGCUUCUGAAUUACAAAGCCCAGCUGGUGAAGGACCUGCAGCCUCGGAUCUACUGCCCCUUUGCUGGGUAUUUUGUGGAAUCGCACCCAUCUGACAAGUAUAUUAAGGAAACAAACACUAAAAAUGACCCGAACCAACUCAACAAUCUUAUCAAGAAAAGCUGUGAAGUGAUGACAUGGACUCCACAGCCUGGAGCUACCCUUGACCUGGGCAGGAUGUUGAAGGACCCAACAGACAGCAAGGGCAUCAUGGAGCCUCCAGAAGGGACAAAAAUUUACAAGGAUUCCUGGAACUUUGACCCGUACCUGGAGACCUUGCAUUCUGCUGUUGAAGAUGAAAUCUUUCUUCACCCAUCCUGGAUAAAAGAGUACUUCACCUGGGCUGGAUUCAAGAAUUACAACCUGGUGGUCAGGAUGAUCGAAACAGAUGAAGACUUCAACGCUUUGCCUGGAGGGUACGACUAUCUGGUGGACUUUCUAGAUUUGUCUUUUCCAAAAGAGAGACCAAGCAGGGAGCAUCCCUAUGAAGAAAUCCGUAGCCGUGUGGAUGUCAUCAGGUACGUGGUGAAGCACGGGCUGCUGUGGGAUGACCUGUACAUUGGAUUCCAGACCCGGCUGCAGAGGGACCCUGAUAUAUACCAUCACCUGUUUUGGAAUCAUUUUCAGAUAAAACUCCCCCUGACACCACCCAACUGGAAAUCAUUCCUGAUCCACUGUGAUUAGGCAGGACCUGGCAUGUCCCAGAUUAAUCCCACAGACAGCUGCGUGAAGACUGUUGCCAGAGAGAGUUGUGGACAUCAUCUGGUUGCCAGACACAAGCCUGGGAGGUGCCCCAAAACUCAUCUCAUCGGGACUGGAAUGACUCUGAUUCUGUUAUGAAAUCUAUCAAUUAAUGGAGCCUGGGAGUUCUAAUAGUUAAAUAGCUCUUUGGCUGAGGGAUGAUACAAGAUUUGUUAAUAAUCUUAUAGAAAAUGUGCUUUAAAAAUCAAUAGAAAAUAAGAAUCUAUGUCUUCAAAAUACCAACAGCAAAAAUCCCACAAAAGAACUCCUUUUAGGACUCUUAAAAUAUUAUUUCAAUGUUUAAAACAGGUAACUAAAUUGCCUGUGAGUUUUUCUAUUUUUAUAAAAUUUAUGAUUAUUUCAGAUGUAUAAAUUGAUUUGUAAGAAACUGUAAUUAUUAGCCAAGGUUCUAUUUUGCAUGUUGAUUUUCUAAUAUUCCUCCACCUACCAUCGGUAUGAUCAAGUGCCCUUCUUGACUAUCACCUACCUCUUGAGUGUAACCUCAGAACUGUUUCCUAAUGCUCAUCAAUGGAAGACUGCAGGUCUCCUCCUCACAGGAACCAACAACACAAAUGAUAGAUUAUUCUUAUUUAUAUCACACUAGAUAGAAAUGCUUGGAGGUCAGAAAUUGAACUUUGUGAUUUAUUCUGUAUAGUAAAUUGUCAGUUACUACUAAAAUAAUUUAAUGUUUGUCAAAAACAGAUGUUCAGAUGUAUAUGGUGGGCAAAUAAAAGAUUAUU
Chionomys nivalis (European snow vole) is the source of this 2540-nucleotide messenger RNA. Its product is annotated as cytidine monophosphate-N-acetylneuraminic acid hydroxylase. Bases 1 to 1743 code for a protein of 580 amino acids. Lineage: Eukaryota; Metazoa; Chordata; Mammalia; Rodentia; Cricetidae. The record is from RefSeq and is a predicted model, not a curated record. Gene Ontology annotation, molecular function: 2 iron, 2 sulfur cluster binding. The transcript has 14 exons.